Messenger RNA from Magallana angulata, 4327 nucleotides. Its product is annotated as leucine--tRNA ligase, cytoplasmic-like. NCBI's taxonomy places the organism in Eukaryota, Metazoa, Mollusca, Bivalvia, Ostreida, Ostreidae. The record is from RefSeq and is a predicted model, not a curated record. Bases 151 to 3678 code for a protein of 1175 amino acids. Gene Ontology annotation, biological process: leucyl-tRNA aminoacylation. The transcript is spliced from 29 exons. Gene Ontology annotation, molecular function: aminoacyl-tRNA deacylase activity; ATP binding; leucine-tRNA ligase activity.
CGGUUCGUGUCGUUUUCAUUUACGACAAUAGCAGCCAUGUGGCUCAAAAGGAGGUGAAAGAAAGUUGCAAGCAUAUUUCAUCAUUUAAUUGCAUAUAUAGUCAUGAAUGAAAUAUUUUUGUAACCUAGAACAUAGGUCUAUACAACUAUUAUGGCUGUCUUGGAGAGAAAAAGUACAGCAAAGCUGACAGAAUUGUUACAGAUUGAACAGAAGGUUCAAAAGAAAUGGGAGGAGGAGAAAAUAUUUGAAGAAGAUGCACCACUUCCAGGAUCUAAACAAGCCUCCCAACCAAAAUAUAUUGUCACUUUUCCAUACCCCUAUAUGAAUGGAAGACUUCACUUGGGUCAUACCUUUUCUCUAUCAAAAGCAGAGUUUGGGGUUGGAUUUCAAAGACUUCAAGGCAAAAAAUGUUUGUUUCCCUUUGGUCUCCAUUGCUCUGGAAUGCCAAUAAAGGCCAGUGCGGACAAACUGACUCGGGAGAUGGCAGAUUAUGGGUAUCCCCCGGAGUUCCCACCAGAGAAAGAAGAGGGGGAACCAGAAGAAGAGAAGGAGGUCACAAUUAAAGACAAGUCCAAGGGCAAAAAAAGUAAACUAAAGGCAAAAACUGGGGGAAUGAAGUACCAGUGGCAGAUUAUGAAGUCUCUCGGUCUGAAAGAUGAAGAAAUUAAAGAUUUCGCCGACCCAGCUCACUGGCUCAAGUACUUUCCUCCCCAUUGUAAGGAAGAUCUCAGAAAGAUGGGAAUCAAGGUGGACUGGAGGAGAAGCUUCCUAACCACUGAUGCUAACCCUUAUUAUGACUCCUUCGUCAGAUGGCAGUUCCUAAGGCUUAAAGAGAGGAACAAGAUCAAGUUUGGUAAAAGACACACCAUCUUCUCCCCAAAGGAUGGGCAACCCUGUAUGGACCACGACAGACAGAGUGGAGAGGGAGUUGGUCCACAGGAAUACACUCUGAUUAAACUGAAAGUAAAUGAACCGUACCCUCCAAAACUCAGCAAAUUAAAAGGAAGUAACAUUUUCUUAGUGGCUGCCACCCUAAGACCAGAAACCAUGUUUGGGCAGACCAAUGUUUGGAUCAGACCUGACAUGAAAUAUGUGGCUCACCGUCUGGCUAGUGGGGAAAUCUUCGUGUCCACCAUGAGGGCUGCCAGAAACAUGUGUUAUCAGGGUUUCUGUAAGGUGGAGGGGAAAGUGGAUGUGGUGGCAGAUUUGAUUGGUCAGGACAUAAUGGGGAUAGCUCUGUCAGGACCACUCACUUCCUACAAGACGAUCUACACCCUCCCAAUGCUGACCAUCAAAGCAGACAAAGGAACGGGUGUUGUAACUAGUGUACCAUCAGAUGCUCCAGACGAUUUUGCUGCCCUGAGGGAUUUGAAAAACAAACAGCCAUUUAGAGAAAAGUAUGGCAUUAAGUCGGAGAUGGUGCUACCAUAUGAACCAGUGCCAAUUAUUGAUGUACCAGACUACGGCACCUUAUCUGCUGUCACUGUGUGUGAGAGACUGAAGAUCCAGAGUCAGAAUGACAGGGACAAGCUACAGGAGGCAAAGGAACAAGUCUACCUCAAAGGCUUCUAUGAAGGGGUGAUGAUUGUGAAAGGGUUUGAAGGACAAAAAGUUCAGGAUGUGAAGAAACCCAUUCAACAGAAAAUGAUUGAUGCUGGUGAAGCUGUGAAAUACAUGGAACCUGAGAAAACUGUGAUAUCUCGCUCCAAUGACGAAUGUGUUGUGGCCCUUUGUGAUCAGUGGUACUUGGAAUAUGGAGAAGAGAAAUGGAAACAGUUGGCUACCAAGGCUUUGAGUCAAGUGGAGACGUACUCUGAUGAUGUUCGCAAAAAUUUCCUGGCCACUUUGGACUGGCUGCAUGAGCAUGCCUGCUCCAGAUCUUAUGGAUUGGGCUCCAGAAUCCCAUGGGACCCCCAGUAUCUGGUUGAGUCCCUGUCUGACUCAACCAUCUACAUGGCCUACUACACAGUGGCACACUUUCUACAGGGAGGGGUGUUUGAUGGCAGUGGGAAAAGCCCUGCCAACAUCAAACCAGAACAGAUGACCCCAGAAGUUUGGGACUAUGUCUUUUUUAAGGACACUCCUUACAAAAACCUUCCCGUCCCCAAAGCCACCCUUGACAAACUUCGGGCAGAGUUUGAAUACUGGUACCCAGUGGAUCUGAGAGUGUCUGGUAAAGACCUUGUGCCAAACCAUCUUACCUACUACAUCUACAACCAUGUGGCCAUCUGGCCAAAUGACAGUUCAAAAUGGCCAAAGAGUAUAAGAGCUAAUGGCCAUUUACUGCUAAAUUCUGAAAAGAUGUCAAAACAAACUGGAAAUUUUCUGACUCUCACAGAUGCUGUAAAUAAAUUUUCAGCAGAUGGCAUGAGACUGGCCUUGUCAGAUGCUGGUGAUACAGUUGAAGAUUCCAAUUUUGUAACAAAGAUGGCUGACGCUGGGCUGUUGAGGUUGUACACAUACCUGGAAUGGGUGAAGGAAAUGAUCGCAACCAAAGACAGUCUACGCACAGGUCCUACAAAUACCACCAGUGACCAGAUAUUUAUCAGUGAAAUAAACAAGGCAAUACUAGAAACGCAGCACUUUUAUGAGAAAAUGCUGUUUAAGGAAGCCAUGCGAACAGGGUUUUAUGAAUUCCAGGCUUUUCGAGACAAGUACAGAGAGUAUGAACUAGAGGGAAUGCACAAGGAGCUGAUCUUCCGCUUUAUUGAGGUACAGACUCUGAUGCUGAGCCCUAUCUGCCCUCACGUCUGUGAGUACAUUUGGGAACUCUUGGGAAAGCCCCGAAGUAUCAUGCAUGAGAAAUGGCCCGUGGCAGGCCCUGUGGACGAAAAAUUGAUUCAGAUCUCACAGUAUGUGACUGAUGCAGCUCACGACUUCCGAAUUCGCCUGAAACAGCUGCUGACUCCAGCAAAAGGGAAGAAGGUGAAACUGGAUAAUGCCACGCAUGGGACAAUAUGGAUAGCCAAGACUUACCCUCCCUGGCAGAAUACGGUUCUGUCCACAUUAAAGACUCUUCAUGAGCAAAACAAAGGCUUCCCGGACAUGAAGGUUAUAGCAAACGCCUUCAAGGACAAGCCAGAGUUGAAGAAGUACAUGAAGAAACUGAUGCCUUUUGUGCAAGUAGCAAAGGAAAAUGUAGAAAAGAAUGGCAUCAAAGCUUUGAACCUGACCUCUGAGUUUGAUGAAGUGGAAGUCAUGAACAAAUUCAAGAAGUACAUGAUUAACACUCUCGAUCUGGAGGGAAUAGACAUCAAAUAUUCAGAUGAAGCUGACGACAAAGUAAAAGAGGACUGUUGUCCAGGGAAACCAUUCACUACAUUUAGAGAAGAGCCCUCUGUGGCUGUCAAGCUUGUCAAUCCUCAGCCAAUGAGUGGACUGUUUGAAAUCAAGCUCCCUAUCUAUGAGGGGGACGACAAGACGAAAGUUCUCACAAGGAUCAUGAAAACUGACCGCUCAAAAAUGAAAGAUAUCUGUCAAAUAAAACUACUCAUGUACGAGGACCCUAUCAAGGGACCCAGGACAAUUCCAGAUAUGAAUGACAUUGAAAAGGGCAAGGUUGUGGUCCCCGACAAUGCCACCUUUCAGAUCAAUGUCCCAAAAGAAACGGUGACAAUACAGAGCAAUGGAAAGAAGCUGGACCCCGGACUAACUCUGGUGUACAUUGUCAACUCUUAACGCAGACAGAUUGUAGUGAUGUGGCAAAUACAUAAGGAUGCUUUUGUGUCUUGAUACCAUGAACAUUGAUUUGUGGAGGAAGUGAUUUUAAGCUGGUUACGAUUGUUGGGGAUUAUUUGUCGAGUGUCGGAUGUCCUGCUCCACAGCUUUGUGAUAUUACCAGCACAGAGUUAUUUAUUGACAUGAAUAUAGAAUGUACUAAUAAAAAUAAGUUAAUUCUUGGUGGAAAUGCACCAUGCGUUUAGUAUUAAGUCUAUCUUUUUAAGCAUAUGCAUUGUAUAUUUGAGAAAUUUCUCAGAUGGUAAAGAUUGCAAAAUAUAAUCGAAUACUUGGGACAUAGGUUGAUAGUGUACUCUCGGUGAGUAGCACAUUGUCCCUACAAUGAUUGGCAUAUCGGUCUUGUCAUUGUUAGUAUGGGCUUUACGCUUUCUAUUCAUAGCUACAAAUUUAAAGUGUCAAGGGUUGUUUGGUCUUUGCAUUUUACAAGGCAAGAUUCAUAAACAUUGAACUUGUCUAUUAUUGUUAAAUACAUUGUACUGACCUCAUACUUGCCGUAACUUUAUUUGGUAUCUUAUAUUUGUUUUCUUUUCUUAUAAUGCAAUUUUAAAUUAAUUCAAAUAAAGAACACAAUUUAUCAGUAUACAUAUUA